Molecule: messenger RNA, 2332 nt
Organism: Onthophagus taurus
Lineage: Eukaryota; Metazoa; Arthropoda; Insecta; Coleoptera; Scarabaeidae
Product: WD and tetratricopeptide repeats 1
Biological process (GO): negative regulation of fatty acid biosynthetic process
Cellular component (GO): cytoplasm; Cul4-RING E3 ubiquitin ligase complex
Molecular function (GO): protein binding
Source: RefSeq, a predicted model, not a curated record
GUUAGUUUUCGAGGUCACAGAGAAAUGACAGAAGACUUAUUUUGACGUUUAUCAAAAUUCUCUCAAUAAAAAAGUUGUACUCUUUAUUACCACAUCGUAUUAUUAUGAUUAUUAUUUGGGCACGUCAUGAGAGAUCCUCUGACAUCGUGUGUUCCUGAUUAUUAUGUCCGAGCAUGUCUCUAAACAUGUAUCGCCCCUCGGUUUCUACAUCCGAAUCGAAUCGUAAUAUCGUCAAUCUUUUAAGCAGCCGUCAAAAGGACGCGAAUAAAGCCAAAAAGGUCGAGCAAAACUGUCAGUUUACGGAGCCUUUAAUUCGUCGACUUGGACUUGAAAAAGAGCUUGAAGGGCAUCAGGGUUGUGUUAAUUGUCUUGAGUGGAGCUCAGAUGGGCGGGUUUUAGCAUCAGGUUCAGAUGAUACCCAUGUUCAUUUAUGGGAUCCUUUCCUUCAUAAAUGUUUAAAUAUCGUCAAAACUAGUCAUAUUGGAAAUAUAUUUUCUGUUAAAUUUCUUGGAGAUGGUUCAUUAAUUGCAACUGGUGCUGGUGAUUGCCGAGUUAUAGUGAAAUCGGUUGAUGAUACAAAAGCAAAUAGUCCUUUAAUUGAUUGUAGUUGUCAUUUAAAUCGGGUUAAAAGACUCGCAAAAUGCCCAGAACAACCUUUACUUUUUUGGUCAGCAAGUGAAGAUGGUUUGGUGAUUCAAUACGAUAUCAGAGAAUCACAUAAAUGUAAUGUGAAUAGCAAAGUUUUUAUUGAUCGUAGCCGAUCGAAUGAAUUAAAAUGUAUCGCGAUUAAUCCAACAAAACCCCAUCUAAUGGCUGUUGGAGCUAACGAUUGUUACGUAAGAAUGUACGAUCGUAGAAUGGUAAAAACGGUGAAAUAUCGAAAUUAUCGCCAAUCCACAUUGAAUAAUCCCGAAACCAUCGGUGUUCAAUAUUUCGCCCCCGGCCACUUAGCUAAAGACAACGUAAAAGAGUUAGGGAAUAAAUACGCAGCUACUUAUGUUGCUUUUAACGCAUCCGGUUCGGAAUUAUUGGUUAAUAUGGGCGGGGAACACAUUUAUUUAUUCGAUAUAAACAAUCAGAGAAAAGUUGAUGAAUUAAAGAUCCCCGAAGAAUUCAAAGACGAAAAAUUAGGGAAAAGAAAAAUAAAUUCAGAGUUAUUCGCAAAUUUAUGCAUUGAGAAAGGGUUGAAAUUGUUUCAAAGAAAUUGGAUAGGCGAUAUGUAUCAAGCAGCACGAUAUUAUUUAUUAGCAAUACAACAAAAACCUGAACAACCCAAACUUUACCUUUCAUUAAUAAACUGUUUAGUACAUUUAAAGUGGCUAAAAGAAACGGAAUCGUGGUUAUCAAGUUAUAAAAAAAAAUUUCCCGAAGAGGACCCAAAAUUAACUCAAAUAAUCGAAGAAGCAAUCGAAGGAAUGAAAUCAACCAUCAAUUCAAAUCCGAACGAAUCCUCCAAUAACAACAAUUUCGGCCAAUUUUGUGAAAACUACGAAUUUAUAAGCGACGUUGAGAAAGAAUUGAGACAAGAAUCGCGAGAUUUUGAACUAAGAUUUGUGGGGCAUUGUAACACGACGACGGAUAUUAAAGAAGCCAACUUUUUAGGUGAAGAUGGAAAUUUUGUUUGUGCCGGUUCCGACGAUGGUUUAAUUUUUAUUUGGGAUCGUAAAUCGACGGAGGUUUUAACGGCUUUAACGGGAGAUACUUCGAUCGUUAAUUGCGUCCAACCGCAUCCUAGCGCUUGCUUUUUAGCGUCGAGUGGAAUUGAUCCUGCCGUGAAACUUUGGGCGCCCAAGAAAGAAGAUGGGAUAAAAAAUCCUCAUAAAAUAUCCGAAAUUCCUAAAAUGAUCGAAGUGAAUCAAAUGAGGAUGUCGAUGGAUCCCUUUGAAACUAUGAUGGUGAACAUGGGUUAUCGAGUUCGGUAUGGAAACGCUGAUAAUUCACCGAAUUCGGCUCAAACGAUUUGCCGCGCUAGUUAACUGUCGCUAGGGAUUGUCUCUCCGCGUUAGGGAAAAGAAAACGCAUUUUUUUUCUUGUGUAAAUUUAUACAUUUCUUGUUAUAGCCUAGAAGAUAUUUAUAUUAGGUUUUAAUUAAAUGUAAAUAUUCUAUGGAAAAGAGGAUGAGAUGAAAAACGGAAAAAAACGGAAAUAUCAUCAAUUCUUAUCUCUAAAUUGUUGUUUUCUCUUAUAUUUUUCGAUAAAUAUAUCUUUGUAAAGAUUCACGUUAUUUAUAUUACUUAAAAUCUCGGCCCAUAUUUUUUUUUUUUAUUUCAACUUUGUUAUUUACAUCUUAAUGGUUUAUUUUAAGUCUUUAUUUACUCUUUAUUAAUUUUUU